GUGGUUGGUGACUCGCUCUCUUUCUCAGGUCCGAGUUCUGCAAGGUGUUCCAGCUCUGGUGCAACUUUUCUCCAGCGACAACCAGGAAGUGAAGCGUUACGCUACCGCCGCCACGAGGAACCUCAUCUACGAGAGCGCCGAGAACAAGGUGGCUCUCAUCGACGCCGGCGGGCUGACACCUCUCAUUAGCCUCCUGAACGAACCCGACGAGGAGCUGCGAAAGACCAUCACAGGCGUCCUGUGGAAUCUCUCCUCCAGAGAUAACCUGAAGGAGAAGCUGUCCCGGGAGGCGUUACCUGUGCUGACACAGAAAGUUCUGAUUCCUCUGUGCAGGAGCGUCCCGCUAAGUCCAUCAGAGAGAGACAUCUUUAACAGCACCACCGGCUGCCUCAGUCUUUCCUGUCUGCGUGUUCAGGGUUUGGAGAACUCCCUGUGCGUGAUGAGAAAUCUGUCCUAUCAGCUGUACUCGGAGCUUCCCCCCUCAGUCCAGCUCCGCCUCGAGGGCCCGUCGAGAGCUUCUGCCAACAGAGAGAUCGAGACCAUCGGCUGCUUCACUCUGUACAGCAAGAAGAACGUGGAGGUACGAGCAGGAGGAGAGGGUGCUGGUGUUAUCCACCCGUGUGCUAAGAACAUGGUGGGGCUUCUGGUGUCCAAGCUUCCCGCAGACGGCCUGCAGACAACGCCAUCCAGCGACGUGGUGGUCAAUCUCUGCGGAGCCCUCAACCACCUGGUCACCUGCAGCUCCUCGGCAGCCCGCGACGUCUGUCACUUCAACGGCAUCCCCAAACUGGUGGGCAUCAAGACGUCCCACGACAGCAGCUCCGGGAGUCAGAAAGCUGCCCGAGCAGCCUCGACCGUCCUCUGCAACAUGUUCCAGUACAAGAAGCUGCACAGAGACUACAGACUGGUGAGUUCAUGUGGAAUCUUCACACGCUUCAUCCAGAACACUCUCUGUUGAUUCACCCGCUAAUUAUUUCCAGCAGCGGGGAGUCGAUUUCGUCACAGUAGAUGUUUUUCUGA
Neolamprologus brichardi is the source of this 1020-nucleotide messenger RNA. Lineage: Eukaryota; Metazoa; Chordata; Actinopteri; Cichliformes; Cichlidae. The record is from RefSeq and is a predicted model, not a curated record.